GUGGUUCUGUAAUGUUUAGAAUCCAGCUCCAGGUGAGAAGGAAGAGAGGGAAGACUGCAAAGUAUUUACAGCAAAAGGAAGAUGAACAUGAAUGCAACAACUGACAACUUAGCCAACUUUACCAUAGUGAAGAACCAGGAGGAUGCUUCCAAUAAUUGUACUGAUAUAGAAGCCUCAUUGAAGAAAUCUUACCUCCCUCCUAUGUACAGCAUAAUCUUUCUGUUGGCUUUCCCAGGAAAUGUGAUUGCAAUUUGCAUAUACAGUUUCAAGAUGAGGCCCUGGAAGAGUAGCACUAUCAUUAUGCUGAACUUGGCCUUCACUGACCUGCUGUACUUAACCAGCCUUCCGUUCCUGAUACAUUACUAUGCCAAUGGAGAGCAUUGGAUCUUUGGAGACUUUAUGUGUAAGUUUAUCCGCUUUGGCUUCCACUUCAACUUGUACAGCAGCAUCCUCUUCCUUACCUGCUUCAGCAUCUUCCGUUACUUUGUGAUUGUCCAUCCCAUGAAGGUCUUCUCUAUUCAGAAAAAGAGAUCAGCAGUAGCAGCUUGCACUGCAGUGUGGGUAAUAUCACUGGUGGCUGUCAGUCCUAUCAACUUUUUGAUCACCUCAAAAGAGAAACAAAACAAAUCCAUGUGCCUGGAUCUUAUCAGUUCUGACAAUCUGGACAUUAUCAGGUGGUAUAACUGGCUUCUGACUGGAUUAGCUUUCUACUUUCCAUUAGUGAUUGUGACCCUGUGUUACACUGUGAUUAUUUACACCUUGGCUACAGGGCCCCAUACUCACACUUGUUAUAAGCAAAAGGCUCGAAAACUUGCCAUCCUCCUCUUGGUGGUCUUUUAUGUAUGUUUUCUACCUUUUCAUGUCUUUAGGGGAGCUCGGGUAGAAUUACGACUCCAUUCAGUUAACUGCCACAUUGAGACCCUAAUCCAUGCUGCUUACAUCAUCUCUAGACCUUUAGCUGCACUAAAUACAUGUGCUAACCUAUUACUUUAUGUUAUGAUUGGAGGCAACUUCCAGAAGGCCAUCCUUUCUCUUUCAAGAUGCAGGUCAGACAACUAUGUUCAGGAGGCAGGGUGCAACAGUGAAGUGAACAAGUCUGGAAUUAUAAUAAAGUUCUGA
This is a messenger RNA of Alligator sinensis (Chinese alligator), 1119 nucleotides long. RefSeq names its product 2-oxoglutarate receptor 1-like. Gene Ontology annotation, cellular component: plasma membrane. The coding region runs from base 82 to 1119 and encodes 345 amino acids. Gene Ontology annotation, molecular function: G protein-coupled receptor activity. The record is from RefSeq and is a predicted model, not a curated record. The transcript has 2 exons. NCBI's taxonomy places the organism in Eukaryota, Metazoa, Chordata, Crocodylia, Alligatoridae. Gene Ontology annotation, biological process: G protein-coupled receptor signaling pathway.